GCCGACUGACUGCUCGUGCGCCUGCUCUGCUGACAGCCACGAGAAUAGCACGGGCAGCGAGCGGCGAGCCACAUGGGGCCAUUUGCGCUGCUACCCCGCAUCGUGCCGCCGACACUUCCUGCUUGCCGACCACCACCACACCACCUAGGCUGCACUCCCAUCUGCGCCUCGUCUUACUCCCAUUGGACAGCUCCUGUGUACCGCAUACCACACCUUCACCGCCCCCCGGCAUACCCACCCCACCUCCACUCGACACCAACACCAUGGGCAAGGAAUACGAGAUCCCCAACGAGCCCGUGCCCGCGCUGCCCGGCUACGUCGGCAACCUGACCGACGAGCAGGAGCAGAAGCUGCGCGAGAUCUGGCAGGGCUACUUCGACACGUGCGAGAAGGCGACAGGCUCCAAGAAGGGCGCGCAGAAGCAGGACCUCGAGGCGCUCAAGAACCAGAAGGCCGAGGACGACAAGGCCAAGGCGGACCCGAAGAACUCGGGCAUCGCCAAGGACGACAAGGCCAAGGAUGCGGCCAAGGAGGCCGAGGAGGCUGCGGCGCUCAAGGCGCUCAUGGACGAGUACGGCGGCGAGGCGCUCCGUGAUGCCUACUGGAAGUUCGUCAAGGGCGACUCUCCGGACACGGCCAUGCUGCGCUUCCUCCGCGCGCGCAAGUGGGACGUCUCGCGUGCUCUUGCCAUGCUGUGCACGUGCAUGAAGUGGCGUCUCGACAACGACGUCGAGGCGCUCCAGGAGCGCGGCGACGCCGGCAACGAGCAGAUCCCGCACUUCCUUGAGCAGCAGCGCUCAGGCAAGACGUACGCGCUCGGUACUGCCAUCAACGAGCAGCCGAUCUGCUACAUUCACGUGCGCAAGCACCUGACCUUCGGCCAGCCCUCCUCCUCGAUGGAGAAGUAUGUCAUCUACGCCAUGGAGUCCUUCCGCCUGCUCAUGCAGCCGCCGAACGACAAGGUCGUGCUGAUGUUCGACCUGACUGGCUUCGGUCUGAAGAACAUGGACUGGAACUGCAUCUUGUACAUCGUCAAGUGCCUCGAGGCCUUCUACCCCGAGUCGCUGGGCACGCUCUACAUCCACAACGCGCCGUGGAUCUUCAAGGGCAUCUGGAUGGUCCUCGGCCCGCUGCUGGACCCCGUCGUGCGCUCCAAGGUCGUCUUCUCGAGCAAGGCGACGGACAUCGAGGGCCACAUCCCGCCGAGCCGCCUCAUUGCCGACCUCGGCGGCAACGUCACGACUGGCUUCGAGUUCACCGAGCCGCAGGACGGCGAGAACGACCUGCUGAAGAACGAGGGCGAGCGCAAGAAGCGCUUCGACCACUUCAUGGAGCUCGCUGACGAGUUCGAGGAGGUCACGCGCAAGUGGAGCAAGGGCGGCAGCGCCGAGGACGAGGAGAAGCGCAACCUUCUCGUGCUGAAGCUGCGCGUGGCGCAGUUCGAGCUCGAGCCCUACACGCGCGGCACCACGGUCGCGCACCGCCAGCACAUCAUCGACGGCCAGGGCAUCGUCAAGUGGCGCUACGAGCAGAAGGACGGCGACACGCAGAUCCACGUUGUCGGACGCCGCGCCUGCGCCGCCACGCUGCGCCGUGAGAUUGCAGAGGUCGAGAACGGCUCGAGCCUCAAGGAGGCGCAGGAGAAGUCGGAGAAGGCGCUCGAGGCCAAGGACUGGGCGACGCUGUACGGCGACGAGAAGACGGCACAGCUCGUCGAGGGCGGCAAGUAUGGCGAGGUCGUCGCCGGCACGCUCGAUGCCUCUGAUGCGGCUGGCGCUGCUGCCGGCGCUGCUACUGGUGCCGCUGCGGGCGGUGCUGCCGCCGCCGCAACCUCCAACGACGACGCCGCUCCGGCCGCUGCCGAGCCUGUCACGGAGGAGUUCAAGGACGCACCCGAGGCUUCAGCUGCGCACGCCGAGUCCGUCCCCGCCGUGCAGCCGACCAAGGAGCAGGAGGCGCAGGCUGCCGUCGAGCCCGAGCCGGCUCCGAAGCCGGCUGCCACCAAGGCCGAGGCACCGGCCGACACGCCGACGAAGGAGAAGUCCGGCCUGGGCCGCCGCUUCUCGAAGCUCAUGAGCAAGGUCGCGGCCUAGGCUGCCGUCGAUACCUGCUCCUUCCCUGCUCCGCUCUCGCAGAUACCUCUUCCACCUGCUCGU
Molecule: messenger RNA, 2156 nt
Organism: Tilletiopsis washingtonensis
Lineage: Eukaryota; Fungi; Basidiomycota; Exobasidiomycetes; Entylomatales
Exons: 14
Coding region: 264-2093 (609 amino acids)
Source: RefSeq, a predicted model, not a curated record